UUUUCCGGCAAGGUUCCAGUCCGUUUUCGAGAAAAACUGUAAAUUUUAUAACAUAACGCGAUUGGUGUACAUAUUCUAUUAGUGCAAUUCACAUCACGAGCAUCAUGGACAAGCAAGCGACCGAGUCUCCUUUAAAAAUGCUCCUGAACUCGACUGCAAGGCCGGCCGGAACAUCCGGAUCGAUGCAGCUUCCCAAGCCAUCCCCUCAGGCCAGCAUUAUGAUGCAAACCCCCGUGCAAACGGGACCCCAGGAGGCGAUCAAUUCCGUACAAGUGAGGAACUGUGUGGCAACGGUGAGCGUUGGCUGCGAGCUCAAUCUCAAAACCAUCAACUUCCGGACGCGCAAUACCGAGUACAAUCCCUCCCGGUUUCAUGGCGUGGUGAUGCGGAUACGAGACCCAAGGUGCACCGCGUUGAUCUUUCGGUCGGGUAAAAUCAUCUGCACUGGGGCCAAGAACGAGCAGGAGGCGAACCUGGGUAUGAGGAAGUUCGUGAGGAUCAUACAGAAGCUCGGGUUCGAUGUGAAAUUCCUGGGUUUCAAGGUACAGAACAUGAUCGCCACCGCAGAUCUUCGAUUUCCGAUACGGCUGGAAAACUUGAACCAGGUGCACGGUCAGUUUAGCUCGUAUGAACCGGAAUUGUUCCCUGGUUUGAUCUACCGAAUGGUGAAACCACGUGUAGUGGUGCUAAUAUUCGUUAACGGCAAACUCGUGUUCACUGGUGCGAAGAAUAUGCGCGAGAUUACAGAAAGUUUGGAAAAUAUAUAUCCGAUUUUACAAAGUUUUAGAAAAAAUUAAUUUAUAUCAUUCUUUAAUGGAUGAGCAAUAUAGUGAAAAUAAGAUUAAGAUAAACAUAGAAAUAAAAGAUACAACCUGUUUUAACUGCA
Messenger RNA from Anopheles aquasalis, 886 nucleotides. Its product is annotated as TBP-related factor. Gene Ontology annotation, molecular function: DNA binding. Gene Ontology annotation, biological process: DNA-templated transcription initiation. Lineage: Eukaryota; Metazoa; Arthropoda; Insecta; Diptera; Culicidae. The record is from RefSeq and is a predicted model, not a curated record.